CAGGCACCCGACAACCCCAAAAACCAUUUAAGAAAAUGAAGAGAACAAAGAAUAAUUCUACUCAAGGAAAACAGGAAAUCAUUCCAGUUAUCACAAAUCCUUUUGCUUCUGGGUAUAUAAAACAAACAAAUCAGGAACUCUCUUAUUCAACCUGAAGGGUAUUGAUCAAAAGUUUCAAAAACAAAGGAGAGAAACCAAAGGCUAAUAAGACAUGGAUUCGAAGCCAGGAGAUAUUGACGUACACACUGAAUGGGUGCAUGAGGCUGUACAUGACACUUUGAUUGCAUAUCUACCAGGAUUUAGGAAGGAGCAACUCAAAGUUCAAGUAACCUCAACGGGAAACUUAAGGAUAUCUGGACAACGUCCGAUUGGCGACAACAAAUUCAACCGUUUCAACAAGGAAAUUCCUAUUCCAUCAAAUUGUGACCAAGAUAAUGUAAGAGCAAAUUUCGCGAAUGGUAUGCUCCAUGUUAAACUACCCAAACUGAUCGUCCCAGCUGAGAAGCAGGAAGAAGCAAAACCAGCCGCAGAAGUUCUGAAAUCUGAUCAAAAGCCUGCUCCACAGCCUCAAAGUCCUGCACAUGUGCCACAGAAACAAAAGAACGGUUCAGAACAGGCUGUUGAUCAACAAGCUCCUCCCAAGGCCCCCAUGGAAAAACAAUCAGGUGAUCAGAAGAAAGAUGGGGUAGCAAAGGAGGCUGACAAUGUUUCACAGAAGGCACCAGAUAAAGAAAAGGGAAUGAAAGAUGAAAAGUAUACUGCUAAAGAAGACGCUCAAAAGGCUAUGGAGAAGGAGGAAAAAGGUUCGGACCAAGAGGAAAAAGCUACAAGCAGUGAAAAACUUGAAACGCUGGGUGAUUCUGUCCAGGACGCUGCAGGAAAAGAGAACAUAGAGCCUAAAAAAUGCGAUGGGGUUGACAUAUACCAGCUAGGGAUUAAUUAUAAGCAAGUUCUUGAUGGUUUGGUCAAGGGGCUAAAGAGCCCAAGGAAGAUGAUGAACAUGGUUCUGGCUGUUUUAUUGGUUGUGGUACUUGCAGUUUAUCUCAUAAACGCGAUCAGGUCGCUUGGGAAUUACUAGGCCUAAUUAGCUUGCGGGAAGUUCAUCCUGGAUGUAAUUUCUAAAGUUAUCACUUCUAUUUAAGAAUCCAUUGAGUAAUA
This is a messenger RNA of Theobroma umbraticum, 1158 nucleotides long. RefSeq lists its product as uncharacterized. NCBI's taxonomy places the organism in Eukaryota, Viridiplantae, Streptophyta, Magnoliopsida, Malvales, Malvaceae. Gene Ontology annotation, biological process: cellular response to heat. The record is from RefSeq and is a predicted model, not a curated record.